This is a messenger RNA of Daldinia caldariorum, 552 nucleotides long. RefSeq lists its product as uncharacterized. The record is from RefSeq and is a predicted model, not a curated record. Bases 1 to 552 code for a protein of 183 amino acids. The transcript has a single exon. NCBI's taxonomy places the organism in Eukaryota, Fungi, Ascomycota, Sordariomycetes, Xylariales, Hypoxylaceae.
AUGCUGGCGAUCGUUACUCUUAUAGCCCUGCUAAGUUUCGCAGAGGCCAGCCAAAAGACACCGCGGACCGCUAUACCUUCAAGUCUAAGCUCGUCUUCAACUGCGACUGCGACAACUUUGGCGACGAUACCGUCAGUUGCGACAACGGUAUCGAAUUGCGUAGCGUCGGCGCAGCUUAAUAUGUCAAGCCCUACUCGGCGCCUAACAGGCGCUUCUGUUGCUUUGGGGACCCGAUGUACUUCUUUGCCACUCGAUAUUCCUACAUCUACGACAUCCACAUUCGUACCAACGGGGACCGCAAGCGAUCCCGAGAUCACGCCCUCACCCGAGUUACCUCUAGAAGGAGUUAAUUUCCACACGAUAGAUAUCAAAUACGUGCAGACUACGUACUGGAGCUGUGUAACAUUUCCUCUGGAAACGCACUGCGGCUGGCAUGAACCUAUACUGGACGCUGGUGCGGCGGGGAUGCGAUACGAAGACAGCGGAAAGGUAGCCCUAAGGGCCGGUGUCGUGGCCGGCAUUGUUGCUGGCGGAUUGGCGCUCGGGAUUUGA